CAGCCGUACUUCCGCUUGCGUGUCCUCUUCCGCUUUGGACGCCAUCUUGCGCGAACGCACCUGAAAAGUGCAACGUUACAAUCCGUUGCCAUCGGCCUUUAGAUAGGCCGGUUUUCAUCAACCUACAAAGAUGGCAUUUCUACCGAAACUACUUUUGCUGUUUUUGAUCGCUUUGCCGACAUCGGUGUUCGUUGCAGAUGGCCCAGGCGUUGCUAUGGCACAGGAACAGGCUGAGGAUGUUGUAGAGGGGGAGGAUGAGGAGGAUGAGGAUGAGGCUGAAGUGGAGACGGAAUCUGACGAGGACGCAGGAGGCACGGAAACAGCUGCAGCUGAAACAGAAGAAGAAGAAGAGGAGGAGGAGGAAGAAGAACCAUUGAAGGCCUCUCCUGAUGCUGACACCACUGUGCUGUUCACCACUACGAACACCCUGCAGGACCAGCAGAUCCCAGCAACUAAGCUGGUGCGUGUUCUGGUUGGCUUCACCAACAAAGGUGACAAGGAUUUCAUCGUAGAGAGCAUGGAGGGUGCUUUCCGUUACCCACAGGACUACAGCUUCUACAUCCAGAACUUCACCACCUUCACGUUCAACACCGUGGUCCAGCCCAACACUCAGGCCUCCUUCGAGUACCUGUUCACUGCUGCCGAGCCAUUCGCUGGCCGUCCCUUCGGUCUGACCAUUGCCCUCAACUACAAGGACGCUGAUGGAAAUCCUUUCCUUGAUGCUGUUUUCAACGAGACCAUCAGUGUUGUGGAGCUGGAUGAGGGCUUGGAUGGAGAAAUGUUUUUCCUGUACAUAUUCUUGGCAGCUGCAGUGGUCCUACUCAUCAUUGGUGGGCAACAGUUAAUGGCAUCUAUGGGGAAGAAACGCCCAGCCAAGAAGCAGGUUGUCGAGCAGGGUACACAGAACCAGUCUGAUGUGGACUUCGACUGGAUCCCCAAGGAGACUGUGGACCAGAUGAACAAGAACUCCCCAAGGCGAUCUCCCAGAAGACGUGCCAAAAGAGCAACUGGAUCUGAUGAGAAAUAACAUCUAAACUGGAGAAGGAAUAACCCUGUGCAUUUUUAAACAUGGUUGGCUAUAAGUAAACUUUACACUCCCACCACACAA
Messenger RNA from Branchiostoma belcheri (Belcher's lancelet), 1108 nucleotides. RefSeq names its product translocon-associated protein subunit alpha-like. NCBI's taxonomy places the organism in Eukaryota, Metazoa, Chordata, Leptocardii, Amphioxiformes, Branchiostomatidae. The transcript is spliced from 9 exons. Gene Ontology annotation, cellular component: endoplasmic reticulum membrane; endoplasmic reticulum. The coding region runs from base 131 to 1027 and encodes 298 amino acids. The record is from RefSeq and is a predicted model, not a curated record.